GUGAUAGCUUGCAACACGCGUGAGAGACGAGAGGAAGCAUGUUGGGAUUUCUUUGUCGUGCCGUUUUGUUUCUAAUGCUGGUGGGAGUAUGUUUCGCAAAUGACCAGGAUUGUGUCGUAACAACGCUGUUCCGAGCGGUGUCUAACUUGGAAGCGAACGUGAAGAAAAUAGAUAGUGACUUGCAGAAUGAAAGAGAGGAGAGAAUCAAAUUGCAGGAGGAGAACGUGGAAUUGAGAAAAAUUACAGCUCAGCUUCACAUCAUGCUUCUUAACCAAAGCUUGACUGUUAACGCAUGCUGCAUUGAGGAAAAACCUGCUGCUCAUCUCUAUGGGAGUGGUGUUCACGUUGCUCUUUCAGCCGGUACUCAUGUUACCUACUGGUCAACUAGUACAUCACCUCCAGGUUUUCUUCGAGGAGGAACUGUCUACAAUAAUGGAUACAUUACAGUUCCACGUGACGGAUUGUAUUAUGUAUAUUCUCAAUUUUGGUAUGACCGAGAAGGCGGUCAAAAUUACUGUUCAUUUCGGAUCAAGUUGAACGACACCAACAAUAUUGGCGGCGUUUAUCACUAUCGGCAAAACCCUGGUGGUUACGACGAAAGUCAAUACACAGGACUAACGGUUAUGCUGACAGCUAACGACCGGAUCUCUGUGACAGUGGGACAUACCUGCAACUAUGACUUUUACACAACGGACACGGCAUUCUUCGGAGCUUUCUACAUUGGUUAACUCUUAAAACAUUCGGUGAAAGCAGUACAGUUGCUGUCUCUCUCGUGUGCGCGUGUUUCUCUUUGAAUUAAUGAUGCUACGUCCAAUGUUUAUGUUUGCAUAUUUAUGGUAGAAUUAACUUCACACAUAACAAUUAUUGCGGUACUGCCACCAACAUCUGUACGUUAGUCAUUAUCCUACGAUAUAGUAUAAACUGUAGUAGACUCAAAUGUAUGCAUACUCGAUUGUAUGGUAACACCUACUGUAUAUAUUGGAUAAAAAAUGUCAAGACUAGUAGGAAACUAAACUGAAUACUGCUAUCUUGACUCUAU
Messenger RNA from Corticium candelabrum, 1039 nucleotides. RefSeq lists its product as uncharacterized. The transcript has 7 exons. Gene Ontology annotation, biological process: immune response. Bases 39 to 728 code for a protein of 229 amino acids. Lineage: Eukaryota; Metazoa; Porifera; Homoscleromorpha; Homosclerophorida; Plakinidae. Gene Ontology annotation, molecular function: tumor necrosis factor receptor binding. The record is from RefSeq and is a predicted model, not a curated record. Gene Ontology annotation, cellular component: membrane.